GGAUAAAUUUAUUGUGUAGUUCGUUGCUUUUGUGCGACUCUUCUUUUUUAAGAUAAGACGGUUAAACAAAUUUUAUGCUAUUGCUUUUGUCAUCACAAUUGAUGUGCGGAUACCCCCUCUUAAAUGACAUGAUGAGAAAGAAUUCCAAUGUGCUCAAUAGUUUCUAAUUAUCCCUUACUCGUCGUGUUUUUGUAUUAUGCCAAGCAAACAUUAAAAUAAUCGUCUCAUCGGCAGACAAAGCAGUCAGAGUAAAUAAGUUAUAUUGAGAGUUCGCAUAUUCUCUCAUUCAUUGUGUGCAUUUUAAUUGAAUACAUUAAAAGAAAAAAAAAUAUUGGGUGCGUUUGUUAAUUCCUUUCGCUAAACAAGGACGGCAUGUGCAUGCUAGUGGCCAAAAAAGAACAAGUGUUACCAAAUUGCCAUCUCAAUUUGUCUACAGUGAUGGAGAUAAUCUCAUCUUCUAAUUUCUGCAGACCGUCCUUAAAUAGGCCAAACAGCUAGAGAUUGUCGUAUUUAGAAAAAAGAGAAAGUAAAGAAACAUUCAUUUGCUUUUUUUCUCCUUUAAAAUUUGUUUUUGUUUCGUUGAUAUUCUACCAAACCCUAUUCGCAAUAUACUUUUUCCUAUACAAUAAAGUAAACAUAUUUAGACGUACAUACAGUUACAGUUAGACACUGUAUUUAAAAAGCAAGUAAUAAAGUUUCAAAUUGAAUUGUUUGCAAAAUAAUAACAAGUAAAUAACAAUUGCUUAAGCAAGAACGACACAUAAAGUGAACAUCACAUAGUAAAAGAAAAAUGGCAACCACAACGACACCACGUUCGAGCACCGGUUCUGGCGGAGGUACAGCUCAGCGGCCAAAUGGCACAUCUCAGAAUAAAAGUUGCCAAUUUAAGCUGGUACUUUUGGGUGAAUCGGCUGUGGGCAAGUCAUCUUUAGUGCUGCGUUUCGUGAAAGGCCAAUUCCACGAAUACCAAGAGAGUACGAUAGGAGCUGCAUUCCUAACACAAACCAUUUGCAUAGAGGACACAGUGGUUAAAUUCGAAAUAUGGGAUACUGCAGGCCAGGAAAGAUAUCACAGCUUGGCACCUAUGUAUUAUAGAGGAGCGCAAGCGGCCAUCGUUGUUUACGAUAUACAAAAUCAAGACAGUUUUCAACGUGCAACAACUUGGGUUAAAGAACUUCAUAAGCAAGCAUCUCCUAACAUUGUAAUUGCAUUGGCUGGUAACAAAGCGGAUUUAUCAAAUAUACGGGUCGUAGAGUAUGAAGAAGCUAAACAAUAUGCCGAGGAGAAUGGAUUGCUAUUUAUGGAAACAUCGGCAAAAACCGGCAUGAAUGUCAACGAUAUUUUCUUAGCUAUUGCUAAGAAAUUACCGAAAAAUGAUGGAGCCAAUAACCAGGCCCAAGCUGGACGAAGGCUAAAUGAAAAUGAAAAUAAUCGACAGACGAACAAUUGCUGCAAGUGAUGUCCUUUUGUAG
Messenger RNA from Glossina fuscipes, 1472 nucleotides. RefSeq names its product ras-related protein Rab-5B (gene Rab5). Gene Ontology annotation, molecular function: GTP binding; GTPase activity. The record is from RefSeq and is a predicted model, not a curated record. NCBI's taxonomy places the organism in Eukaryota, Metazoa, Arthropoda, Insecta, Diptera, Glossinidae. Bases 791 to 1459 code for a protein of 222 amino acids. The transcript has 5 exons.